This is a messenger RNA of Fukomys damarensis (Damara mole-rat), 1619 nucleotides long. RefSeq names its product transmembrane protein 237 (gene Tmem237). The coding region runs from base 389 to 1534 and encodes 381 amino acids. Gene Ontology annotation, biological process: cilium assembly. NCBI's taxonomy places the organism in Eukaryota, Metazoa, Chordata, Mammalia, Rodentia, Bathyergidae. The record is from RefSeq and is a predicted model, not a curated record. The transcript is spliced from 13 exons. Gene Ontology annotation, cellular component: ciliary transition zone.
GAGCGAUUAGGGAUUUUGCCUUCGGCUGAGCCGACCUGCUUUUGAAGGACUAGGGGCUUGGCGCGGAAAGUGCGUCUUGACAUUCCUGGAACAGCGUGUGCUUGCCACCUGGGUGUUACUCUGACUGCUGGGUUAUACUGACACCAGCCGCGCCCUAGUUUUGUAGCGUUUGUGUUAAUCUGAGGAAGUGGCUUUGCUAAAUGGGACAAACCGCAAGAGUAUCUAAAAUUUAGCACCUUUAAAUCAGUGUCUUCUGGGCCGGGCAUUUAGGUCAGUGGCACAGCGCCCGCAAGCGUUAGGUCCUGAGUUCGAUCCCUGGUAACCCCUCCCCCCCCAAAAAAGUGUCUUCUGCAAGCAGCUUGAGUGUCUUCCACGAGCUCUUCCACCCAUGCCAAGUGAUGUUAAAGAUGAUAUUCCACUUAGUCAUCCUAAGAAAAAGAAGUCUAGAGCAAAAAGAUUGAGAGGUAGUGCUUCUUUGGAAGGCCUUGCUGAUCCUGUUCUUCGUAGGCCAUCUGUGUGCAGUGAGCUACCGACUCCAGAGCUCAGAGAGGACCAGUGGAGGCAGAAGAAGACAAGGCCACCUCUCAAGCAUGAGACUUCCUUCACCCAGAAGAUAUCUAGUCCAUCUUCAUUACGAAAAGCAAAUGGUAUUGCUGUGGACCCAGCUGAGAAGGCAGUUACUCAAAAACCUCGAAGGAAGGCAAAGAAAACCAAGCUAGCAGAGUUACAGUAUGCCAAUGAACUAGGAGUAGAAGAUGAAGACAUAAUUACUGAUGAGCAAAGAGUUCCAGAACAACAGUCUAGAUUCACUGCACCCACUGGAAUUAGCCAGCCUGUAGGCAAAGUAUUUGUCGAAAAAAGCCGGCGAUUCCAGGCUGCUGAUCGUUCAGAGUUGAUAAAGACCACAGAAAACAUAGACGUAGACGUGACCAUGGACGUGAAGCCUUCCUGGAGCACCAGAGAUGUGGCACUUUCUGUACACCGAGCUUUCAGGAUGAUUGGUCUCUUUUCUCAUGGCUUUCUGGCGGGCUGUGCUGUGUGGAAUGUUGUUGUGAUCUACACUCUAGCAGAUGAACAGCUGUCUGACCUCCCCAACCUUCUGCAGCAAUACAAGACCUUAGCAUAUCCAUUCCAGAGUCUCCUGUACUUGCUUUUGGCUCUAAGUACAGUCUCAGCUUUUGACAGAAUUGACUUUGCUAAGACAUCAGUAGCAAUUCGAAAUUUUUUUGCCCUGGACCCAGCAGCUUUAGCAUCUUUUUUGUACUUCGUUGCUCUUGUACUGUCUCUGAGUCAGCAGAUGACAAGUGACAGAAUCCACCUUUACACACCUUCUGUUAACAGCAGCCUCCGGGCUGCAGCAAUUGAGGAACAGAGUCUGCAGCAGUGGAUUUUGGUGAAUUUGGUGGUGGCCCUUCUGGUGGGAUUGUCUUGGCUAUUUUUGUCAUAUAGACCAGGCAUGGAUCUUAAUGAAGAGUUAAUGUUCUUCUGUGCUACGGAAGAGUAUCCAGAGAGAGGCAUCAAAGCCUCUUCAUAGUAUCAGCUCAUCUGCAGAGGGAUAAUGGCCCAGUAUUUUUCCCACCUUUCAAAUAAAUGUAUUUUAUAUGUAUAUGUGUAUUUGU